GGCAUCACCCCGAAGAGAGAGUCGAGAUUCGAAAAGGGAGAAGAGAGAUGAGUGGCAGAGGAGGCCGAUGUUGUUCGAGAGACAGAGAUACCACACUUUCACGCCCUUGAGGAAAGACAUGACGGAGGUCCUCGAGGCCAUGGAGCAGAAGAUGUCGAGUGAGGAUGUGACUUGGUCGAAGACGAGGUUUACAGGCCCAAUUCGACCUAGGUCGGAUAUUUACUGUCGCUAUCACCAGGAUUAUGGUCACACCACGGAGAAUUGCAGAUAUUUGAAAGAUGAGAUCGAGAGGCUGAUUCGAGCGGGAUAUUCGAAAGAAUUUGUGUAUCAUGACCGGGUGAAAGGGAAAGGUAGGAGAAGGUGUAGGGUGGAUUCGGAAGAAAGGAGUGAUAGACAUGAGAAGGGAGAUGGCAGAGAUGGUCGAGACGGUCGAGGAAAGAAGCCAAGGAGAGAUGGCGAUAAAGAGAGGCAUAGAGGAGAAGCCCCGGUGAAGAGAGGGACGAUUUACAUGAUUUCUGGUGGGCCAACGGAUGGAGACUCGAAUGGGGCCAGGAAGGAGCAUGCUCGAGCUGUGAAGAGGAAGAGAGAGGAGGUGGGGAUUACGGCUCGCAUGGCGGUCAUAAGUUUUAAAGCAGAGAAUGCCGAGGGAGUGGUCCUACCGCACAACGACGCUUUGGUGAUAACCGCGGAGGUUGCAGGCUUCAACGUGAAAAGGGU
Molecule: messenger RNA, 717 nt
Organism: Striga hermonthica
Lineage: Eukaryota; Viridiplantae; Streptophyta; Magnoliopsida; Lamiales; Orobanchaceae
Source: the annotation of a GenBank genome assembly